Molecule: messenger RNA, 1273 nt
Organism: Rhincodon typus (whale shark)
Lineage: Eukaryota; Metazoa; Chordata; Chondrichthyes; Orectolobiformes; Rhincodontidae
Gene: pold2
Product: polymerase (DNA directed), delta 2, regulatory subunit
Exons: 4
Coding region: 16-603 (195 amino acids)
Biological process (GO): DNA replication; DNA strand elongation involved in DNA replication
Cellular component (GO): delta DNA polymerase complex
Molecular function (GO): DNA binding
Source: RefSeq, a predicted model, not a curated record
CAGAUUCAUUCAAAUAUGCACUAUUUUCUUCUUUGUUUACUACAGGCCUCUGUUCCCGUAGAUUGUAUGCCUGGCGAAUUUGAUCCAACAAAUUACACUUUGCCACAGCAGCCACUCCACCGCUGUAUGUUUCCACAGGCUAUGACUUAUCCCACAAUGCAGCUUGUCACCAACCCUUAUCAAGCAGACAUUGAUGGAGUUAGGUUCUUGGGAACAGCUGGACAGAAUGUGAAGGACAUUUUCUGUUAUAGUAGUAUGGAGGAUCACCUUGAGAUCUUACAGUGGACUUUACAGAUUGGCCACAUGAGUCCCACUUCACCUGACACUCUUGGAUGUUACCCAUUCUACACGAAUGAUCCAUUCAUUUUUGAGGAGUGUCCACAUGUUUACUUCUGUGGCAAUGCACCAUCAUUCAAAUCAAAAAUCGUACAAGGUGUGGAAGGACAACGGGUGCUCUUGGUUGCUGUCCCAGAAUUUUCAACGACACAAAAAGCUUGUCUGGUGAACCUGCGAACUCUUGAGUGUCAACCAAUCAGCUUCUCUGCUUUCUGUGCUGGGGAUGAUGAUGAUGAUGAUGAUGUCGAGAUGGAUAUCAGUCACUGAGGGCAAAGACAUUUUUGUUUAAAAGGAUUUCAUGUGACUUUUUUCCCCUCUGAGACUGUAGCAAGCAAGAUGCAGAUUGCCCACGCUGCACUGGAGAGGAAGCUGACUGCGGAGUGUUGUACAUUGUUUGUAACAUUCCUCGAGCUGGUGUUUAGAGGGAGUAAUGUGGGAGAGCAAUGCUGCGUGAUAAGUUUCUUCCAUGUUUUUCAUUGUGCUAAGGCUACAGUAAAACAGUUCAAAUGAUGGUCAUGUUUUCAGGCUUAGCUUUGAAAGUGAAUUCAGACCCUUAACCUUGUCUCAAAUGCAUGUUUUUCAAAUAAAAACAGUGUUGUGCUAAUCAGGGGUGAGAUGUUUCACAGCAUGUCUAAUUAACAACAACAUGCUGAAAGUCUUGACUUAAUCCUUGAGGGAUAUGAUGCAUGCAGCAUUUCAAAUUGGUAGCUGGCACUCCGUGCAUAGUUUUAAUUAGUCUUUGGGGUUUCUGAGUCUCUUAAUAUUGAACUAUUUUGAUGGGACUUAUUAGAAUAACACCCUUGUUCACCAGCACCAUGUAAGGUUAAAACACUACUGACAGGAUGAGCUUGAAUAAGAUGCCUUGUCUUUUGUGUGUGCUGUGGACUCUGUUGUGUAUUUUUUAAAACAAUUUCUAUUAUUAAAAAUGUUGCAAUCA